AUGGUUUUGCAGAUUCGGCGUCUGUAAGCACGCGGUCAAAAGCCGACUUCAACUCCAGUAGUAGAUUCGCUUGCACACAACUUCAGCCGCGAAAAUAUUCCCGAAACCUACCUCAAAACAAGACCAACGCGCUAUUUACCUAUUGCCGAAUAACUUGGAAUUUCAUAGGAUCGUAUUUUAUCGCGGAGAAAGAUGGCCUGGAGAGACAACCCAGAUAUCAAGAAACUCUAUGUUGGCGGCUUGAAAGAGGAAACGACCGAGGAAAACAUCAGAGAACAUUUUCAACAAUACGGCGAGAUCACGGAGUUAAACCUUGUCAGGACGCCUGAAGGCAAGUCCAAAGGUUUCUGCUUCGUAAGUUUUAGCGAUUCAGACUCCGUCGAUAAUAUUUUGUUCAACUUCGAAUCGCAUUCUUUGGAUGGAAAGAAGAUUGAGGUAAAACGAGCUAUUCCACGGGGUGACACAAAUCCACUUGCUCACGUCCGGACGAAAAAGCUGUUCGUUGGAGGUCUAAAAAAUGAGCAAACCGAAGAAGACAUCAAGACUGCUCUUGCUGAAAUGGUUCCCUUCCCUCCCGAAAGCAUCAAACUUAUGAAGGACAAAAUGACCAACAAAUUCAAAGGCUAUGCCUUUGUCAACUUCAACAACGAACACAUUGUGGACAAACUAUACAUCAUCCGUAAAGCUGAGGUGGCAGGCCUCCCAGUUGAGCUGAAAAAGGCGGAGGAAUUUGGUGGUGGAGCAGGUGGUGAGAGAGGAGGGCGUGGUGGCAGAGGGGGUAUGCGAGGUGGAGGAAGGGGUGGAUUUGGAGGGAGAGGGGGUAGAGGUGGAGGACGUGGUGGCAGAGGAGGAGGGGGUUAUGGUGGUGAUGACUACAGUGGGGCUGGUUACGAUGGUGGCUGGGGUUAUGAAGGGUAUGGCGGAGAUGGUUAUGGCAGCUAUGGUGGCGAUUAUGGUGGAUAUGGUGACUAUUCUGGUUAUGGUGGUGGUUAUGGGGGAGGGUACGACUACAGUACUCAGGAGCCUUCAGGUUAUGGGCCCAGUCGUGGUCGCGGUGGCAGAGGACGUGGAGGUGGUGGCGGUUACCGGCCUUACUAAGCUUAGCAGUAUUUUAUUCCCAACCAUUCCACAAAAUAGUGACUCUAGCAAGCCUGAUAAGCAUUCUGUCUUACAGGAUUUUGUAUCUACAGACAUUCAUUGAGCAGUUAAACAAUUGACUGAUGCUUAAUAAUGCACUUCUAGAAGAAUUCCAAAGUUUUGCUACUUUUGUUUUUAAUGUAAAUACCAUAAGCAGUACAAUAGUGUUUUGGGAUAUAUUCAACACCAGUGAGGAUUAUACAUUAUGCUUGUUGUGAUAUGGCAAACUAGUGUUUUAGCUGCAGAAAACAUGUUGAGGCAUUUUCUCAGAUUUUAAGUAAUAUAGUUUUUAGUGAUGUGCAAUUGGGUUUCUUCAGUAAUUUCCAUUACGAGUCUCAUUACAUUUUGUUCUGUAAUUUUUGUCCAACUUUUGUUUCAAUAAACCAGAUUUUGAAUAUAA
Molecule: messenger RNA, 1537 nt
Organism: Nematostella vectensis (starlet sea anemone)
Lineage: Eukaryota; Metazoa; Cnidaria; Anthozoa; Actiniaria; Edwardsiidae
Product: heterogeneous nuclear ribonucleoprotein A3 homolog 1
Exons: 1
Coding region: 193-1098 (301 amino acids)
Biological process (GO): regulation of gene expression
Cellular component (GO): nucleoplasm
Molecular function (GO): RNA binding
Source: RefSeq, a predicted model, not a curated record